AUGAUUCAGCUCGAGGAACGAGAUAUACCAGUAAUCCCUGGGGAUAGACUUGAUGAUGAAGAUGCACAAGAGUUACGUUUAAUGGUGGCCGAACUUUUGGGAAGAAGAGGCACUUCUUUCCCUGGCUCACAACCGGUAUCGUUUGAAAGAAAGCAUCUAGAGGAGACAUUAUUGCAAAGAGACUACUUUGUGUGUGAGAAAUCAGAUGGACUUAGGUGUCUUUUGUUUAUCAUCAACGAUCCUGAAAAGGGAGAAGGUGUGUUUUUGAUUACUCGCACAAAUGACUAUUACUACAUCCCCAAUAUUCAUUUCCCGCUUUCGAUUAAGGAGACUCCAAAUAACAUGACAUAUCAUCACGGUACACUUUUAGAUGGCGAAUUAGUAUUGGAGAAUAAGAAUGUCAGUGAGCCAGUUCUUCGAUAUUGUAUAUUCGAUGCGUUGGCAAUAAAUGGGAAAUGUAUAAUUGACCGUCAAUUGCCUAAACGAUUGGGGUAUAUUACAGAAAAUGUCAUGAAACCAUUUGAUCAGUUCAAAAAAACGCAUCCCGAAGUCAUCAACUCGCCCGACUUUCCAUUCAAAGUUGGGUUCAAGUCUAUGUUGACGUCAUAUCAUGCUGAUGAUGUAUUGAGUAAAAUGGACCAGUUGUUUCAUUCGUCUGAUGGACUAAUUUACACUUGUGCUGAAACUCCAUACGUGUUUGGAACUGACCAAACGUUGCUAAAGUGGAAACCAGCAGAAGAAAAUACUGUUGAUUUCCAGCUCGAAUUUGUAUUCAAUCAAUUUCAGGACCCUGACAUGGACGAAAGGGACCCAUCGUCUACUUACACCGAUUACGAUUCGAAGCCGGACUUGAUAAAAUUACGAGUAUGGCAAGGUUCAAAUGUGCAUACGGACUUUACCCGGUUAAAUUUAUCCGAUGACGAUUGGGAGCGUUUGAAAGCACUUGGUGAACCACUUCAGGGCCGUAUUGCGGAAUGCCGUCAGUCCCAGACAAAGAAAGGAUACUGGGAGAUGCUUCGUUUCAGAAACGAUAAAAGCACCGGUAAUCAUAUUAGUGUGGUUGAGAAGAUUUUGUUAAGUAUCAAGGAUGGAGUAAAAGAGAAAGAAGUUGUUGAUAGUUGCAAAAAGAUUCAAUUGGCUUGGAAACGUCGAGAAAUGGAGCGUAAACGUAGGCAUUCCAAUGGUGGACCACCUCACCACAGCCAGCAUCAUUUCAAUGCACACGAUGACCCUCCACCAAAAAGAGUUAGACUCGAUUCAGCAAAAACAGAGCAACAUCAACCCCAACACCACCAACAACAUCAACAACCACUACAGCCUCCAAAUCAAUUGGACGAAAUUCCAACCUACGAAGACAGUGAUGACGAGUAA
Messenger RNA from Lodderomyces parapsilosis, 1371 nucleotides. It is a transcript of the gene CGT1, whose product is annotated as mRNA guanylyltransferase. The transcript has a single exon. The record is from RefSeq and is a predicted model, not a curated record. Gene Ontology annotation, molecular function: mRNA guanylyltransferase activity; ATP binding. The coding region runs from base 1 to 1371 and encodes 456 amino acids. Lineage: Eukaryota; Fungi; Ascomycota; Pichiomycetes; Serinales; Debaryomycetaceae. Gene Ontology annotation, biological process: 7-methylguanosine mRNA capping. Gene Ontology annotation, cellular component: mRNA capping enzyme complex.